Messenger RNA from Portunus trituberculatus (swimming crab), 5465 nucleotides. Its product is annotated as hemicentin-1-like. The record is from RefSeq and is a predicted model, not a curated record. Lineage: Eukaryota; Metazoa; Arthropoda; Malacostraca; Decapoda; Portunidae. The coding region runs from base 2574 to 5267 and encodes 897 amino acids. Gene Ontology annotation, molecular function: protein binding. The transcript is spliced from 19 exons.
UCCUGCCUACUCCUCGAUCCAUGCGCGUGUGUGCACGUGGCAUGUAUCUGCUCUCUGCGCUUAUCAGCCGCCAUCAUCCGCCAUCGUUCUGCGUCCGUCCAUCUGUUACUGCACAACGUCAGCUUAGAAACUCGGCAACGCAUCGCAGGCAAGAUGGCGGUGAAACGGGGAAAUGAAGCAAGUAAGCGAGGUUUUCUUUCUAACCAGUGUAUCGCCCGUCGUGUGUAUUCAAGGAAGUGACCGAAGAAAGACAAGACAUUAUGCUACUGUUUGUCAGUGUGCGACUCUUAGGAGACUGUGCGUGUGUUACUUAUUUAUAUUUAUGCUUUAAGUACGAUAUGGAGAGUGUACAUUAACUGUGGAUGGAAUAAGGAAAGUGAAUGAAUAAGUGAAGUACGUUCACGCGAAACUACACUUGUUACAAAUCUAAAAUUAUUUUAGAAGUGUACUGUUGCAUACAAAACGUAAGUGUAUAUGGAUUUCGAAACAAAUAGAUAAAGUAGCAGAGAAAAUAAAGAGAAAUGAAAUCGUAUGCGAGAAAGGAAAUAGAAACAAAUAUACACUAAUUCAAAGCAAACAGAAAGAAAUAAAGUACUAUGAGUCAAAUUACAUAAAAAAAAGUGACACUGCCCAUCACGUAGUGCUGAAAAAGAAGAAAACAAAAACAAAGAAGACAUAAUGUAAAAGAGAGAGAGAAAAAAAGAACAACAUAGAUGCAAAAAUACUACACAUACAUUGAACAUCAAAAUGAAAGUGAAGAUAAAACUUGUGGUAGUCCAUCUGUAAUUAGCUGAUUACCCGCCAGUAAAGGUGUGACGCGGUGUGAGGGAAAAUAGCCCACCAUCACCAUAAUCGCCUCCGCCACCACCACCAUCAGCACCGCUGGUUAUGUGAGUACAAUACAAACUCAUCGUGGGACCUCUGCACCACGCCGCGCCGGGGAAGGUAAAUGACAUGUUGAGUUUGUUAAAUCAGCGUUAGGUGUUAGGCAGGGACUCAUAACUACUCACCUUCCCUUCCAGCUACACUUCAUUAACGCAUGCCUUUCUUUUCCAGGUAUGCCUAACUAAUCGGUGUUCUCUUUCAGUUUCACUAAUGUAUAACUAAGUCUUAUUCAGGUAGCGUGGCGUAGGCACCCACUUUUCCCGUCUCCGCUGCAUGUCUCCUUUCCAGCGAUGGAGUGAAGUGGGACUGUGUCAGGAAACUUUUGAGGAGUAAGAGAACUACGUAGAUAAUUUAAACGCAGACCUUCAAUUGGUUAACUUCAUCAUCAUCACUGCAACCACCACCACCACCACCACCACCACCAUCACAACAACAACAACAACAACAACCUUGACGACCAGCACUACCAUCAUUAUCUUCAGCCACACGACCUUGUAACACCACCACGAGCACCACCACCACUACUACUACCACGAGCAGUAUCCUUACCACUAUCACCACAAAGACGACCCUCCACUCAAUAGCAGUACCACCCACGCCGGGAGGGAGGUGCGACUUGCUCUUCGCUUCAAAGGAAAGUAAACUCGCCCCGUACUAAUAAGGUUGGGAGAAAAAAAUGUGAUAAAAAAAUAGAUAGAAAAAAAAAAUCAGCCUGGACACGCUCGAUAAGAAGCCAAUUUACGCAAGAGCCGUAAAAAGUGACCUAAUUUGUGGUUAGAGGGAAUUGUAUGUUGAGGGAGAGAGAGAUGGAGGGGAGCAGGAGGAGUGACUCUACCAUCUCUACCACCACAAAUACCAACACCACUAACAGUACCAUCACCAAAACCGCCACCACCAAUACCGCCACCAAGAGCAGCAUUAACAGUAGCGAGAUGACGUGAGUCUUAGAGUCUUCAGAAACCACCCACAGAUAGAAAGGAGGGGAACAUAGGAGACUAGACGAAAAUAAAUAUCGAAAAUAUUGUACCUCCGAAGACAAAGGUGAUCUCGUGCAAAGAAAAAGAGACAAUAAAGUGGAAGUACUUUGUGAAGAGGAAGAAAGCAGGAGGCGCUGAGACCAAAGGAGAAAGGAACGAUGAAAGGAGAGACGUGAGCGAAGCAAAAAGGGACACCAGGUGUUAUUGGACUGAAAAAUAGACGAACGCUGCUGUGCGAAGGCAGAUGACGCUGGAAAUAUAUAGACAAUGAAUUUAUCUUUCAUCUCAACGGCGGAGAAAAUACAUCUACAGGUUAUACGAGAACACAGCCAGGAGAGAGAGAGAAUGGGGAGGAAAUGGAUAAAACUCCCAAUGGAAUAGUCCCCCAGAAAUAGCUAAUUGAAACCUUAACCAUUUUAUACAGUGAGUAGAUAGAUGUAGAAGCGAAUAGAUAAAAAAAAAGGCAUAAGAAAGAAAUCAUAUACAUAUAUAGACUUAACCAAUGGAAAUACUACAACCACACGUACUCGCGCGCGCACAUAUCGAGAGACAAAACCCAGCGUAAUCUUAGAAGGGAUAGACUGCUCUGAUCCGACGCCGAGCUGAGCACCGUCCCGACGGCAGCCACGUGAGACAGAAGGAUCAAGCUGGUAGCGUUGCGUUCUGAAGACCUGCCACCGCUUACACACCUGCACACACACACCAGCCGGGAUGAUGUGCAGCAGUGGAGCAGUUCUCACCCUCUCCCUCACUCUCCUCUUCUACAUCCGCCUCGUUGUCUGCCAAGAGGACCACAUGUGGUCAGUGACGGGCGUGGCGGGGCGAGCCAGCGAUCUACCCUGUUACCUCAACCCUCGCACACCCGGGGACAGACCCAAGCUGAUCCUCUGGUACAAGAGAGGGAUCCGCACGCCGGUAUUUAGCCAUGACGGAAGAGUGCCGCAGAUGAGGUCAGACAUGAACCAGAAUGGAGGUACGCUGACGGUGAGUAGAGGCGCCGCCACACUCACGCUGCACAACCUCUCGCUGGCACACGGGGGAGUAUAUGAGUGCCGCGUCGAUUUCUUCAAGUCCCCCACGCACACCAACUUCGUCAAUCUUACCGUAGUGGAGUCUCCGAGCAGCGUGGAGGUGGUGGACGGGCGUGGUGGGCAUGCGAGGGGCGGAGUACUGGGACCCUACCUGGAGGACUCCCCUCUUUCCCUCACCUGCAUCGCCAAGGGAGGCUCUCCGCUCCCUAACGUAACCUGGUGGAGAGAGGACCGGUUACUGAGCGAGAAGUGGCACCUUAAGGCUCCCAACCAGGUGGAGAACGAGCUGUGGGUGGAAAAGCUGACGCGGGAGUGGAUCAACACGUCCCUUACUUGUGUAGCCGCCAACACGCACCUGGCCAACCCUGUAUCCGUCACUGUCAAGGUGGACAUGUACUUGUUGCCAACUAGUGUCAUAGUGAUCAACCCCGGUCCGGCGAGGGAAGGGGAGAAGAUGAGACUACUGUGCACCUCCACCGGAUCGCGUCCCUCUGCCAACCUCACCUGGACAGUACGAGGAGUGACCCGCUCAGCACAGAAGGAAAACAUGGUAUACGGCAAGAUGACGAGCUCCACCCUUAUCACCAACCUGACCCGCGAGGACCACAACACCACGGUCACCUGCUCGGCCACCAACCCCGCGGCGCCAGACCAGCCCCUUGCCAACUCAACUUCACUCAUUGUCCACUAUCCCCCAACAGUUAACGCUUCCCUUGGUCGUUCCCUGCGUCCAGAGCUGCUAAAGGAGGGUGAUGAUGUGUACUUCACCUGCUCCGUGGCCGCCAACCCUCCUGCCACAUCCAUCACCUGGUACCACAAAGGCACGCCGCUGGUGCAGAACGUGAGUGGCGGCAUCAUCCUGUCUGGGAACUCUUUGGUGCUGCAAGGCGUGGGGCGGCAGCAGGUGGGCCGCUACACAUGCUCCGCCAUCAACCCCCUCAGCUCCGCCACCAGCAGCCCCGUCACCCUUAGGAUCAAGUACAAGCCAGUAUGCCGCACCUCUCCCACCACUUACUUCAUCUACGACAAACCCAUCAACGUGACGUGCUCGGUGUCCUCCUACCCCCCGGUCAAGGCGAUACAGUGGCAGUGGAACAGUAGCAACGACGUCCUGAGUACUGUGAUCACCGGGGAGGAGGAAGACGACGAUGAAGAUGACGAGGAGCCGCGGGUUUGGGCACAACUGACGGUGGAGCCAACGCAAAGCAGGGAGGAUCGCACGCUCACCUGCUGGGCUGUCAACGAGAUGGGCAAGCAGACUACACCCUGUGGCUUCUCCGUCAAAGUUGCCCAGACACCACUGCCGCUGUCGUCAUGCCGCCUCGCCAACAUCACCGCCUCCUCCCUCAGCCUCACCUGCCAGCGUCCCGACGUGGACGCCGUGGGCACCACCCACUACAGGGCUGAGGUGUACUUCGAGAACAGGACGCUUUUCGCCAACGUCACCUCGGAGCGUCCAAACUUCAACGUGAGUAGCCUGGACGCGGGCACCAGCUACCAGAUCAAAGUGUAUGUGACUCAUGGCCCCGUCACCUCCCAACCAGUGGUCGUGUCCGCCUACACCUCCCGGACCUCCAGGACGCCGUCAGACUCGAGAGGCGGCGGAACAUCGGUAGGCAAGGUGCUGGGCGGGCUGCUGUUGCUACUGUUGAUCGUGGUGGCCGGGGCGUGGAUUCGACACCUGCGACGGAGGAGGACGGUAGCGGCAGGCGAGAGGAAGAAGCACGAAGUUAAGGUUCCUUCUGAUGAAACAAACCCGGACGUGGUGCCGACAGCUGUGGAGGACACAUUCGACCUCCUGUCAGCCGGAGCAGCUAAAUCUGAGGUGCCGAUCCUGACCCCAGUGUAUGAGGCGGUGGCGGCCACACUGUCUGAAGGAAUGGUGCGGAAGUCCAUGGCGUCGGCUGAGGUGUACCCUGCGGUGCGGGGGGCGGGAGAGGGGGCAGGGCACCGCCGCACUGCUUCCAGAGAUGCAGACGUGGCCCUCCUCCAGCACCAGAAAGGCUCCAUUGAGAACCUGCAAGACGUGAGGCAGAAAGGCUCUCCCGGCAGCUUCCCUAGGGUCAGGCUACAAGAGGAGGCAGUUGACUUCUCUGGAAGCAGGAUGGACCCUAGGAUGGGCCCCGAUGACUUUCCCAGGGUAAGGCUCCAUCACAGCCCGGAGCCCUCAGACUACAUGGAGAGGAGUCAUCGGCAAAGCGAGACUCCUGAGGACUUCUCGAGGCCGAGGCAUAUCGAGGCCACUUCCCCCGAGGACUACAGUACCGUCAGGCUCCCCAGCAGGACUUCCGAAGAGUAUAGGGAGGAGGGCCGCCGGGAGGAGCUGUACUGUCCCGUGGACCAGCUGAUGCAGGCCGCAGAGACCGUGGUCUGAGUGGUGUGCGCGCCCAGCCCCUCACCUCAUAUAUCCAGUCCUCCCAUGUGAGGCAGAAGAGGCCCAGGUGCAGGCGGGGACGGAGCAGCGGAAGACGAGGCGGACGACUGGAGGAGACAGUCGAACUCCGUGCUAAUGGAGAACUUGCUACAAGACGUUAAAACUUCAUUACCUGGCCUGUCAGGUGGUUUCUUAGUA